AUGUUUAAGAAUAUCUUAAAGUUAGGUUCCAACACCUAAAAAACUUUAUCUGCUAUUCCUUGUUAUGGUUUCGCUAAGUUCCAAAGAAAUAAACCUCACUUGAAUGUCGGUACCAUUGGUCAUAUUGAUCACGGUAAGACCACUCUUACUGCUGCCAUCACUAAGAUUUGUGCUGAUAAGAAGUUAGCUGAAUUCAUGGCUUACGAUUCUAUCGAUAAGGCUCCUGAAGAAAAGGCCAGAGGUAUUACCAUUAACACUGCUACCGUAGAAUACGAAACUGAAACCCGUCACUACGGUCACGUUGAUUGCCCUGGUCACAUCGAUUACGUUAAGAAUAUGAUUACUGGUGCCGCUAAGAUGGAUGCUGGUAUUUUAGUUUGCUCUGCCACUGAUGGUGUCAUGCCUUAAACCAGAGAACAUAUUUUAUUAUGCAGAUAAGUCGGUGUCAAGACUAUUAUCGUUUUCGUCAAUAAGUGUGAUAUGGCUAAGGAUCCUGAAAUCUAAGAAUUGGUUGAAAUGGAAGUUAGAGAAUUGCUUUCUAAAUACGAAUACAAUGGUGAUGAAGCUCCAGUUAUCUUUGGUUCCGCCCUUUGCGCCCUCAACGGUACUGAUCCCGAAAUUGGUAUCAAUAAGAUUAAUACUUUAUUAGACACCAUGGAUAAAUAAAUUGCUUUACCCGAAAGAACUGUUGAUAAGCCUUUCAUGAUGUCAGUCGAAGGUACCUAUUAAAUUCCCGGUAGAGGUACUGUCGUUACUGGUACCGUCGAUACUGGUAAGGUUAAGACUGGUGAAGAUAUCGAAAUUGUUGGUUACUCUAAUAAGGUCCUUAAGACCACAAUUACCGGUAUUGAAACCUUCAGAAAGCAACUUGACUACGCUGAAGCUGGUGACAACGUUGGUCUCCUUCUUAGAGGUGUUACUAGAGAUGAUGUCAGAAGAGGUUAAGUUUUAAGUAAACCUGGUACUUAAGAAUCCCAUAAAAAGAUUGAAGCUAACUUAUAUAUCUUGACCGAAUAAGAAGGUGGUCGUAAGAAGCCUUUCCCCGAUGGUUACAGACCUUAACUCUAUUUGAGAACUGCUGAUGUUGCUGCUCAAAUCUCUAUUCACGGUGCUAAUAAAUUAGGUAUGCCUGGUGAUAAUAUUACUGCUAACCUCGAUCUUCACUUCCCUCUCCCUGUUGCUCCAGGUAAAUUAACUAUCAUUUUGUUUAAUAAUUAAUGUUAAUAAUAAAAUAAUUUUUAAAUUAAAGGUUUGAGAUUCGCUCUUAGAGAAGGUGGUAAGACUAUUGCUGCCGGUGUUAUUUCUAAGGUUAUCCCUGAAGAAAAGGAAGCUCCCAAGAAAUGA
Tetrahymena thermophila SB210 is the source of this 1344-nucleotide messenger RNA. Its product is annotated as elongation factor Tu protein. The transcript is spliced from 4 exons. The record is from RefSeq and is a predicted model, not a curated record. Lineage: Eukaryota; Ciliophora; Oligohymenophorea; Hymenostomatida; Tetrahymenidae. Gene Ontology annotation, biological process: mitochondrial translational elongation. Gene Ontology annotation, molecular function: GTPase activity; translation elongation factor activity; GTP binding. Gene Ontology annotation, cellular component: mitochondrion.